This is a messenger RNA of Racocetra persica, 237 nucleotides long. Lineage: Eukaryota; Fungi; Glomeromycota; Glomeromycetes; Diversisporales; Gigasporaceae. The record is from the annotation of a GenBank genome assembly.
AAUUACUUCAUAAGAACAGGUACCCAUUAUAUACUGUAUCAUUAUCAGUUUUCGCUCAAGAUGUAGUAGAAAUAGCUAACCAUCCACAGCAGACCAAUAAGACUAAAAAACAGAAAUUACAAGCUAAAAAGGAGAAUAAUUCUGAUAUAUUAAUUGAGAAUAUAUCAUCAAGGUUUCAAAAAUUAGAGAAUGCUAUGUUAAACUUUGAUGAACAAACUAAACUUAAUAGCAUACCAA